Messenger RNA from Coccinella septempunctata (seven-spotted ladybird), 1389 nucleotides. RefSeq names its product clusterin-associated protein 1 homolog (gene Cluap1). Bases 110 to 1357 code for a protein of 415 amino acids. Gene Ontology annotation, biological process: cilium assembly. NCBI's taxonomy places the organism in Eukaryota, Metazoa, Arthropoda, Insecta, Coleoptera, Coccinellidae. The transcript has 7 exons. The record is from RefSeq and is a predicted model, not a curated record. Gene Ontology annotation, cellular component: intraciliary transport particle B; cilium; centrosome.
CUAUACUCUUCAGGCGUUGCUUAGCAACCAAAUGCAAACAUUCUGCUUAUGUUUAGAGUGACAGUAUUUAAUAAGUUUCUUGUCUGUAUUGUAAUUAACUCUUGGAAAUAUGUCAUACAGAGAUAUUCGAAACUUUUUGGAGAUGAACAGAGCCUUGGGUUUUCACAGCCUGAUUUCUGUUGAAAGUUUCCGAAAGGCCAAUUUUCCACUCGUAGCUGAGUUGCUGGUCUGGUUGGUGAAACGUUUCGAUUCUGAUGUUAAUAUUCCACUUCAGAUCAGUACUGAAGAUGAGAGGGUUCAGUUGAUUAGGAAUGUGGCUCAGUUCAUGGCGAUGAAGGCUAAUAUAAAACUAAACACGAAGAGAUUAUAUCAAGCGGACGGGUAUGCAGUGAAAGAGCUUCUGAAAAUAACAUCGCUGUUAUACGACGCAUUGAAUGUUAAGAUUGACGAUAAGGACGACAAUUUCAAUAGGGACAACAUAGACAUGAGGGAAUUCGACAUAACAGAUAAAGUUGGAGAACUGAAACUUUCACGCCAGCUAGCGUCAGAAAUCACAACUACAGGCGCUUCUCUAUUUGAAUUGCUUGGUAAGGAGGUAGAUUUGAGGGUGCACAGACAGAAGAGUAUAUCAAGGCAGUUUGAAAUAACAGAAGUAGAAGGUGGAAUAAAGAAAGCAAUCGAAAUGAUAAACGGAGACAUCAAAGAAACUACAGAAUUAAUAAAUAAUAUUUCGGCAACAGAAUCAAAUCUGGACUCGAAAAUUGAAAGGAGAAAAGUGGAAAUCGAUAGAUAUGAAAAGAGGUUACAAACCUUGAAGAAAGUCCGUCCAGCUUUCUUGGACGAAUUCACCGCAUUAGAAAAGGAAUUAGAAGAACUUUUCCGCCAAUAUUCAACCAAGUUGAGGUGUUUGAACCAUCUCGAGAAACUUUUCUCCGAAGUUGAAAGGGCCCAUUAUGAGAAGCAGCUGAUGUUGUCUUCGCCGAGAAUAGAGACCAUUCCUUUCGAUGAUAAGAUCGAUCCAAAUCAUGAAUUUGAUGAUGAAGAGUUCGAACAAGGGGAGAAGUUCCGCAUGAAACAAGAGAGGCCCCGAGCUGGAACUGGAGGUCGUAGCAGGAACGAGAAGCCCAGAGCUUUUGGCGAAAUGCAACCACCAAGAUCCAGAAGUGCUUCAUCGCUUGACCUGAGCAGCGAUUCUGAAUCUGACGACCUUUUCUUAGAUAAAGAUGAGCCGGAGUUGAUGAAUUCCGAAGAUGAGUCUUUAGCGUUCGAGAUUUCAGCUAAGGAAAAGAAAGCGCCUUCAAGAAUAUUGACUGCGAGUAAGGCGGCACUUCAAACCAACAGCGAUGAUGAUUUUUGAUCGAUAAGUUUGUAUAUUCUUUUUUUUUUAAU